AUGCUUCUCUCAGAUCUUCCAAAUGAUAUUAUUAUCAUUGUCUUGCACAGUCUACCCGUUCCCGACUUGAGCGCACUCUCUAGAACGUCCAAAUCAUUCUACCAACUCGUGAAUGCCUUUGGAUGGCAAAUACACAUACGUUGCAAUCCCCGUCCUUCUUUCAGCCUGGCGCAAGCGAGAGAAAUAUGGAAACCGCGCAGACGUCUUCAGUACGACACACUGAGUGAUAAAUCAUGGGCAUCUUUCCACUUUGUGGCACGUCCCCUUUCUCAUCCUUGGUCUAGGAAGCAGCAACCAAUGCUUGCAAUCAACAAUAUACGAUUAGUUGUUGCCGCUGGAAACACAAUUUACGCCUAUGCCUUUGGGACUCCCAAAGCGUCAGGAUCACCGCCUCUCCGUUUCGAAGGCUCCUGUUCGCUUCAUAAUGAACGAAACAGCCAAUGGGAUAUUACUGCCCUUACAUUUGUGCCCGAUAACGGAGAAGGAAGAACUUUAUUGUGCGGGUUCCGCAAUGGAACCCUUGCCCGGGUUGUUCUUAUCAGAGAAGAUAAUUCCCGCACCCUGACACCGAAGAUUACCAUAGAACCCAGUCUCCAGUCACAUGCACCAGACAUCGUUGAAAGCGUAUCUGCCUCUGGCUCUCUACAGCUUUCACUUUCCUCUCGAGGACACGCUUGUAUGGUAAACUUACAAGAAACGCCAUACACAUCAACAUCCGAAAUAGAUCUCGCUGCCCGAAGCUGGACUACUUAUAUGUCAGAUGGGAGCUCCCCAUAUGUCGCAUUUGGUUCUUCCUCCAAGACUGCGCCCUUAUCCGUGCACUCCAUCCUCGAGGGCAGUCUCUCCCACACACCCACGGCUAUUUUAGGAACAAAAACCAGCCAGUCAACGUCUUAUUCUGCGGUGUAUGGAAUCUGUCGCUCUCCAUUCUCCUCACCGUGGGGAGCUUCCCCCCAGAUCCUCAUCUCUGGGUGGUUCGACGGCGUUGUCCGUGUGCACGAUCUUCGAUCAUCUGCGUUGGCGGAAACCUCACCUAGUAACUCUAACUCUAACUCUCCGGCACCCUUACGCCCGGUAAUGAGCUUAAAUGAUCCCUGGUCAAUCGAGCCUAUCUACUCUGUUUCUUCUGGCGGUGGGGCUUGCAGUCAUCUAGCUGCCGGGUCUGCCCGUCAUAGUGUGGUUUCGUUCUGGGAUAUACGCUACCCAAAAUCAGGAUGGAGUGUGUAUGCCCCUGGUAAUGAUCCCUCGCCGGUUUACAGUGUGCUGCUAGAGAGUUCCCGAGUGUUCGGAGCCACGGAUAGUCGUCCAUUUGUGUAUGAUUUUGGACCUGACGUCACUCAAGAUACAUACCCUCAGUUAUCGCCUUCACCUGGAUUGAAACCACGAAGAUCGGUUCCAGGAUACUAUGUGACGAGAUACAACCAUGGUUACGGCUCACUUCUCAAUGAUCACUGA
Lentinula edodes (shiitake mushroom) is the source of this 1455-nucleotide messenger RNA. RefSeq lists its product as uncharacterized. The transcript has 3 exons. Lineage: Eukaryota; Fungi; Basidiomycota; Agaricomycetes; Agaricales; Omphalotaceae. The record is from RefSeq and is a predicted model, not a curated record. Gene Ontology annotation, molecular function: protein binding. Bases 1 to 1455 code for a protein of 484 amino acids.